Messenger RNA from Leucoraja erinaceus (little skate), 7105 nucleotides. It is a transcript of the gene znf106a, whose product is annotated as zinc finger protein 106a. The coding region runs from base 24 to 5987 and encodes 1987 amino acids. Gene Ontology annotation, cellular component: cytosol; membrane. The transcript has 22 exons. The record is from RefSeq and is a predicted model, not a curated record. Lineage: Eukaryota; Metazoa; Chordata; Chondrichthyes; Rajiformes; Rajidae. Gene Ontology annotation, molecular function: SH3 domain binding; RNA binding.
CUGCGCAGGCGUGUGGUGGCGUCAUGUGCCGGGAGCAGGCACGCACUGCGCAGGCGCGGUUGGCCCGGGCCCGCCGCUCCUCCCACGCCGGCGCGGGCCAUGAUGGCGCGGAGCGGUCCCGGCUGAGAGCGGGGUCUGGGUCUGGGGCCGGCCCGGGCCCACACCCACACCGCAGGUGUACAUCCACGGCUGUCCAGUUCUCCACCAUGGGAAGAGAGAGGAAGUGCAUCUUGUGUAACAUCAUUUACAGUUCAAAAGGGGAAAUGGAUGAACACAUGAGGAGCAUGCUGCACCACAGGGAGCUUGAGAACCUUAAAGGAAGGGACUGCAAGCACGAAUGCAACGUCUGCAGGGUGACAGUGGUGGGCCUUUCGGCUUACGCCAAGCACAUCUCCAGCCAGCACCACAAAGAGAAGGUGGAGACCGGGGAGAGUGAGGAGAACCGCAAGGAUGACGGCAAAGAAGAAGAAUACUUUGACAAGGAACUUAUUCAACUGAUUGGUCAACGGAAAGAACAGAAAAGAAAGAAUGACGUGCCCAAACAAGGAAACCGAGCAACAGACGGUGAGGGCAGGAGGUACCGGAAGAUGAGAGAAGAUCUGCAGGCCUGUGAGCAUAUGAGCCAAUACAAACAGGCAGCAUGGCACCACGGAAGUGCAGGAGAGAGGGAUUGGGCGCCACGAGAGUAUGCAGGUUCCAGAUCGAAUGCUUACCACUGGAAGGCCAAUUCAGGUGGUGCCCCAAACCGGCAUUCAACGGGUUUGUGGGCCUCUCAGAGCUGGCAGCCCGAAGACAAAGGAGGAGCACCUAACUGGAAUUUGAAUCGCAGCUGGCAUCCCAGUGGCCCAGGGGGGGCAGCUAGUCGUCAUUACAAAAACAAAGGAGGCCCGUCCAACUGGGGCACUAAUUCCGGCAGCGGUGGCGACAACAUGCCUCACUACAAGAGCAGCAGGUCGAACGGCAAGCUCCAACCUGGCAACACGAUGGAUCCAAUGGAGGAGGCCGAUAGGCAGUGGAGUAAGGGGAAAAUGCAGAAGUUGAAUAAAAUGGAGGGUCUGAGAGAUCGAUACUCCUGGAACAAAAUGCAAGGCUGGAGACGGCCGGUCACCGGUCGAGGGGCGAUGGGGAGAAUUCCAUCGGAUCGGUGGAACGCGGGCGAUUACGCCUUGCAGGAAUACGGCAUGGAUUUCACCAGCGAUGACGUCCCGGGCGAAGGGAUGUUGAUCUUCAACAAUGGCCAGAGUAAAGGUGAUCAGACUGGAGGCAAGAGUGUCAGCCCCCCAAGGGAUAAGAGGCACCGCUGGACUCCUUACCGGUCUCAGAAGUCCACAGGGGCCCUGGACCCUGGCCUGAGAAGCAAGAGCGGCAACGAUUCCGAGAGCAGUUGCAAGUCUGCGCAAGCGAAAGACGUCAAGGCCCAGCAAAAAGGCAGUGGUUUCAUUUCUGGGAAGGUGGCUGAGGAACGAAAUAACAGCACAAGACCUCUCACCCAACCUAGUUGCUCUGCCGAAGAUGAAAGUAAAGAUGAAGAAAAGAGCCCGUUCCCAGCCACAACUCACACCAAAUUGUUCCCUCAUCCUCCACACGAACGUGUGUCCUCUGCUUCAGAUUCCUUCACCAAGAAAGGUGACCCCUCGUUUGGUAGGGAAAGUGGCAAGUGUUUGCGCUCAUCCAAUUUGAAACCACACAGAUUUUCACCGCCUGAGAGCAUGCAACAGUUGAACAAUGCACCGAAUGCAUCAAAGGCUCGCCUUUCGACAGAAGCUACCGCAGACCCAACGCUGCAGCCCUCACUCGCUGUGCCAGGUGGUGUCAAUAAAUCACAGUUGGAUAAUAGUCUGGGCGAGAUGCUGAGACUGGCGAGGGAAGCUCUGAGGCAGAGUCAGUCUGAAUGUGGACAAGAGAGUCAGCCAGGGAGUGGUGAAGAGUCCGGGGAAGGUAACAAGGAAAACUGGAAAAACACAAACAAAAUUCAGAAAGCUAAUGAAAAGCUUGCACCAGGGGACUCCAGGAAAAUAAGCCAAGAACUUACUGACAUUGCAGAAGAAUUAGACCCAGCGAUGGUUGUAGAUUCAGCGGGAACACAUUCUGGCCAGAGGCAACCUUCUUCAAAAGCAACAAAGAAGGAAUUGGACCCAGAUACAGUUGUAGAUUGUGCCAACUCAGAUUCAAAUCAGAAGCAACCGAGUGCAAAAACAGUAAAAGAGCAAGCAGCUGUGUUAGAUGCUCAGCAUGACGAAGCUGCUGAUGUCGGCAAAACAAAAUGUGAUUUAAAGGCCUACUUGACUUCAGGAGCAGGCGAUCAGUUGCCAUCCACCUUCCCCUUUGUGUUGUCGGAAACCAAAAAUCCAAAUGUGGUCCCAAGCAUGACCGAAGCUUUUGAUCAUUGUUCCUCUGACCCCGAGCUGCAGAACGGAGGGGCCCAGGGCUGCAACCAUCUCCUGUCUGAACUCAACAAGCUUGGGCUCCCCACCUCGGUACAGAGAGACCUAACCCGCCACAUCAACUCCAAGUCCAGGCCCGGGACUCACGCCCCUGAGCCCAAUCUCAACAUUGCUCGGCGGAUCCGCAGCAUAGGAGACCAGAGGAAAAGCGAAUCGGAAAAGGAAUCGGGUCUGAAACCAACCGUGCGUCAGUUGCUAAAUGUGUCUCGUCAUCACGUCAACUGGGAUCAAGUCAUACAGCAAGUUGCUAGAAAGAAGCAGGAACUUGGAAAGGGUUUACCAAGGUUUGGGAUUGAGAUGGUUCCCUCAGUGCAAACCAGCUCGGAUGCUCCGGAGCUGGAUGAAGAUGAAAAUCUGUCUUCUCUGGAAGGCUUCCAGUGGGAGGGAAUCUCCAAUGCUCCCACUGGAACCAUUCGGAAGCGCAGCCUCUCGGAAAGCAGCGUGGUCACGGACAAGCGGUCGAUUUACAACCUGUUUGGCAAUGAUGUGAAGACCGAGGAGGAGGAUAGAGCUAAAGAGCGUGCUCCCACCAUUCCAAGCAGCAAGCUGCUUCCAUUAUCUCUAGGAUCAAACGGGUCGAGCUGCCCGGUGAAGGGAGUUUCACGCGAUAGCACCGCCCUGGCAGAGAGGUUCCAGGUUGGCGGCAGUGGUGACAACACUUCGACCCAGGCGCUGCCCGCAGUGAAGCAAGAAGGAAGCUCCGGCUCGCCCCUUGGAUUCGACAGCACUCCUGUGGAGAGCAGCCGGCGAGGAAAGGCAUCCCUCCUCUCUGCCAGCGAGGGCUCUCGUCCGCAGGGCAACCAUGAGGCAGAGGGGGCUAGCGAGACGCACGCCCAGCAGAGUUCCUGCCGAGCUGUGCAAGACCCUGUUGCAGCAGACGGUGCCACCGAUAGCAGCUACACGUCUGGCGGUGAACUCAAUGACACCCAAGUGCUGGGCAAGAAAAGAAGAGCAACACCUGAUGGUCUGUCUCCAGAGCUCCCUGGUUUGGAGAGAAAGAAUAAGAGGAGGAAGAUCAAAAGUAAAAGAGAAAGGAACCAGCUGGACCAGUUGCUGAGCAUCUCACUGCGGGAGGACGAGCUGAAUAAAACAAGCCAAGGGUUAGAUGGAAACCUGCUGCAGGCUCGUGCUACUCUCCAAGCUGCAUAUAUGGAGGUUCAGAAGUUACUGCUUCUUAAACAACAGAUCACCCUGGAAAUGAGCACACUAAGGACCAAGAGAAUUGAAAUUCUUCAAGGCCUGCAAGAGUCCAACGAUCCUUCUGGAGAGCGAUCGAUGCAGAGCCCGGCAACAGAAAUCAGCAGUCUGCACAGAGGUGCGUGUGAUCUCAACUUCCACAUCCCCUUCUCACCAUUACUGAGCCCAGUUCCCUGCUCUGGCUCCAGCUCAGACCUGCGCCCUCGACCAGAAGCUGUUCCAGGAUUCCAGUCCACUGCAGCGAUGUCCCUGCCUGCUGUGUCAAACGCCUCUAUAAAGCAAGAGCCCACCUCCCCGAAGAGGACAGAGAAGGGUGUGAAGAGUUCUGAACCACUGCCCUUCACUGGACGGAUGCUGGCUGACUGUCACAAAUCGGCCCUCUCCCACUGUAAAGGCCAAGUCACACCCACAGGAUACCCGCUAAUCAGUCUGCCUCCGUGCCUGCAGCCCAUGGCCAAGGGCUUUAUUUCCGCGGGGCACGCAGGGCAGGGUGUGUUGCCGGACCUCAAGGGGGACAAGGCUGCCAGAAUGGGGGCACCCGCACCCGGCCAGUCCGGGCGGCCUCAUCAACCAGAGCUGUUCGCCGUGCCAGAGAAGCGUGGCUCCCUGCCAGCAGACAAGAGGCAGAAGGGGCAGAGGGAGGUCAAGAGCCAGGGCAGCGAGCUGCAGCAGGAGGUGGAGUCCUCCAUCACCCCCUCAGAGAGUCGCAGCUCCAAGAAGAAGAAAAAGUUCAGGAAGAAGAAGACCCCCCGCGUGACGGGGUCGGGUGAGAACAGCGACACAGAGCAGGACACGGAGCUUGUCCGACCCCAGCGCAAGCUGAGGACAAAGAAGGUGGCCAGGGCAAAGGUCACGACCUCAACCCACCAGGGGUCAGACGGGGCCCUGGUGCCCAGGGUGAAAGGCUGCCAGCGCGGAGAGAGCGAGAUGCGAAGUGCCACCACGGACAGCGACUCCACCGUCCAGCUUCUGCAGGUCAACAAGGCCGACCGUGAUCUGGUUGCCGCUGAGUUGCUGGAACCGGCUGGCGAGCAGCCCGACAGCCCGCCCAAGGGGCAGCGGGCGGUGGCAGCACGAGGCAACGUCACCGACCUGCUGAAGGCAACAUACGACGAGGUGACGUCGACCAGCGAGAUCGGUACAAGCUGUGCCAAACCUGCGGCCAGGGGUGUGGCUGAAACUCAAACUCCAGUGUCUUCACAGAGAGGAUCGAGGAAUACGUCAGAAGUGUCCUCUGAUGAAGGGGAGGAGGAGGAUCCGACUGAGGGCACGUUUACAGGCCACCAGGCGGCUGUGAAUGCCAUGCAGAUCUAUGGUGGCCAGCUCUACACCUGCUCUGCUGAUAAAACCGUGCGUGUGUACAAUCUGACGAGUCGACAGUGUGUGGGCACUUUCGAGGCUAACAAUACGAAGGUGAAUUGCCUACUGAUCAUACAAAUGCAAGGCAAGAAUGCAUGCCUGUACACGGGAUCCAGCGACCAUAUCGUCCGGCGUUAUGAUGUCAAGAGCAAAGUACGCCUGGACCAGUUCACGCUGAGCGACCGGGUGCUGUGCCUGCAUUGUCGAUGGCGAAUCCUGUACGUUGGGCUCGCGAAUGGCAUGGUGGCCACCUUCAAUGUUAAGAGCAACAAGCAGCUGGAGGUGUUUGACUGUCACGGGCCGCGGGCAGUCAGCUGCCUGGCCACAGCGCAGGAGGGAGCCCGCAGGCUGCUGCUGGUGGGCUCCUACGACUGCACCAUCAGUGUGCGCGACGCCAGGAACGGCCUCCUGCUCCGAACACUGGAGGGACACACCAAGACCGUGCUGUGCAUGAAGGUGAUAAACGACUUGGUUUUCAGCGGAUCGAGUGAUCAGUCUGUGCACGCACAUAACAUCCACACCGGAGAGUUGGUGCGCAUCUACAAAGGUCACAGUCACGCAGUCACGGUGGUAAACAUCCUGGGGAAGGUGAUGGUGACGGCCUGCCUCGACAAGCUGGUGCGCGUCUACGAGCUGCAGUCCCAUGAUCGUUUGCAGGUGUACGGUGGACACAAGGACAUGGUGAUGUGUAUGGUCAUACACAACAGCAUGAUCUACACGGGCUGUUACGAUGGGAGCAUCCAGGCAGUGCGGCUAAACCUAUUGCAAAACUAUCGCUGCUGGUGGACUGGCUGCACCUUGAUCUUCGGUGUCAUGAACCACCUGAAGCAUCACUUGCUGAUGGAGCACAACAGCACCUCCGCCCAGACCCAGAAGUGUCGCUGGCGCAACUGUGAUGCGUUCUUCACUGUGAGAAACAGGUCCAAACAGGAUUUUCCCAAGCAUCUCUGCCAACAUGCCGAGGAGAAUAGCCACCUGGACCCAUGAGAUGAGUGACCUCCCAAAUUGGGAAGCAGUUUAAUACGACACGAUGGUCUUUACCUGAAGCGAUUCCAUCAUUCUGAAUUGACAGUUUCUGUGACAAUACAGCGUCGCAGUUCACUUCUGGAUUGAGCCAUUGUCUACAGCUGGCCCGGGUCUGCUGAUUGAAAGAAGCAAAUUGAUGGGGAUGCUGACCGCAGUCACUGCAUGCCUGUGGGCAGGGCCCAGCCUGUGUCUGUGUUAAUUCCAGGUUUUCUAAAUGAAGCACUCUUAUUGUGGUCUUCCCGGUUCGAUGAGUUGACUGUGGAAUUUCCCUCUGAUUCCUGGAUAGCAAAGGGCUGCUUCACUAUUUCACCUGCUGUUUGUUUCUCUGUGUUGGGUUGGGUUGACUUGAUAACUCAACAUCAAGCUGCAAACAAACUUGUGGUUUCUAAUUCUGUCCUGAGUGUUUUUUAAUGGCUGGGAUGAAAUGUGUGUGUGCAUUUGGGGCUGAGGCAGUAGGAGUCAGUGUUGAAGGCCACACUCUCCAGGGGAAAGAGUUUGAAAGCCGAGUGCUGCGAUGUAAGAUUGCCUCGUCGGCCUCAGUGGCUGGAUUGCCUUCAGCUUCUCUCUCACUGUGUGAUGUUUGCUGCGUAUUACCACCGCUAGCUUUGCGACUUGAUGUAAGUUGAGGUCUUGACUACAAAUAUGGUUUGAUAUUGGAAGUGGAUUGGCGAGUCUCACCAGAGUGUGCCCCAGUUUUGUUUUAGGUAAAGUUUGAUUUCUAUUUUCAAGAUUUUUAAGCCAAAAUGUCUCAAAAUAGAAAAGUGGACAAGGAAUGUUUGGGGUCGGGCUUGGUGGUGUGAGGUGUGUGUUCUGUAGGCCCUGCCCUGUUCUGUGUGUUGUGUGUUGUGAGUGUGAGCCAGAGAAACAAUGUACAGUGCAGCCUGUGGCAGCUUCAUGUACAGCAUUCAGAGUGUGGGCUGUCAGCACACUUAGCUGUGAGAUGGCAUCUUUUAUCUGCAAUCAGGCUGCAAAGGGUGAGAACGCGAUGGAAUGAGUCUGUUUACAGUAAGUGAUUUUACAGCAAUUAAAAAUCAAGGAACUAAAUAAACGCAACUCCGAGAGGAUGUAUUUCUACAGUU